GGGGACUACGCUCAAAUAACUUGUAUUUCAUUUGCAUGCAAGAUGUUGCAUUUAGCACUAUAGACAUGUUAACUAGGGACAGAAAGCAUCUCCACGUCUUCAACUAUCUGCGUUACAGCUCGGUCUCCCUGAAAAAACAGCGUCGGUUCGAAAGCCUGUUCCCAUGACGACCGCAAUGCCAAAAUGUCCGGAGAAGAAGCGCGUCGUGAGAAAAAAGAGCAGCGAGUGGUGAUGAAGAAACAGGAAACAGAGAUCCUGCAGUGGGACGCGUUGCCAGCGCAACUGAUUCGGGAGUUCCAGGAGCUCAGCGCUGAGGAGCUUCUGCAUAAAAUGGAGAACAUACUGGGCUUCACAAACCACCGGACCUGUGUCAGAGAGACUGUCCUCCUUCAUUACUAUCUGUUUGGGUUCUGGUGGGCUAAAGAGGCCAGGUUUACCCCCACACAGACUUCUUUCACCAUGGCUGUGCUCCACAUGCUUCUGGAAAACCUAAGAGAGAAACGGAUGAGUUCAGUGGAUAAUUUGGUGGUGCUUAUAAAAGCCAUAGCUGUUGCCUGCCACUGUUCACCUUCUGAUGAAGACACCACUUCACUUCUGGACAACAAUGAAGCUGCAGCGAUGAUAUGCUAUGUUACAAAAAGUCUGAUCCUGAAAUACAAACUCUACCAACUUCUCUUCACCACAUCCUCAGAGAAGUAUCUGACAGGGAUGGAGAGGACCAUCCAGAGGUUCAGUUGUCAAGAUGUUCUUAUCCCACUUGAGGAAGGUAUUUCCAUCCAAUUCGACUUCCAAUCUUUUAACCAAAGACAUGCAGAGGAUAUGACAGAUUUCAAGGUUCAUUCUACAUAAAUAAAUACAUAGACCUG
Molecule: messenger RNA, 866 nt
Organism: Girardinichthys multiradiatus
Lineage: Eukaryota; Metazoa; Chordata; Actinopteri; Cyprinodontiformes; Goodeidae
Gene: cabcoco1
Product: ciliary associated calcium binding coiled-coil 1
Exons: 7
Coding region: 184-849 (221 amino acids)
Source: RefSeq, a predicted model, not a curated record